Molecule: messenger RNA, 2048 nt
Organism: Triplophysa dalaica
Lineage: Eukaryota; Metazoa; Chordata; Actinopteri; Cypriniformes; Nemacheilidae
Gene: b3galt6
Product: UDP-Gal:betaGal beta 1,3-galactosyltransferase polypeptide 6
Exons: 2
Coding region: 455-1459 (334 amino acids)
Biological process (GO): glycosaminoglycan biosynthetic process
Cellular component (GO): membrane
Molecular function (GO): UDP-galactosyltransferase activity
Source: RefSeq, a predicted model, not a curated record
AUUGCCCUCCGAAGGGCCCUUCGGGAAGGGGACACCAUACAAAAGGUGUCAUUGCUCCUUCUCCCAAGUAAAUUUUAAAUGGACAGAUUAAGAGAUACAAUUGAGAUUUCCCCUCUAGAGUUUACACCCCAAGAGGUUUACUCUUCAUAGGGAGUAGGGCACAGGGGUGAUCACUUCGGAAUGGUACGCAGUGUCAGUCUGUGGCUUUGAAUAGUACCGGAAGUGCGGAGCUGUGUGUGUGUGUGGAAGAGAAAAUGACGCGUUCAGUGCUCUGAGUCGUUAUAUCAGACCUUUACGCUUUUAUAAAUGCUUGACGCUCGCGCGUGUGUGUUGAGAGACGCGUUCACACAUCAGGAGCAGAUCAGCUGUUACUGCUCAGCAUCACAGACAGUGAAUAAAGAUGAGCCACAAGCACAGUGAAUAAACAGUGUGACGGGAAUCUAUCAGUGCCAUCAUGAAUUUGGUCCGUCUUGUGUGUCGUCAUAAGACAGCCCUGGCACUUAUUUUCCUCUUCCUGUUUGGCGUCGUGCUCCUUUUCCUCGCCAAAUGUACAUCUGAGACACUCAAACCGGCCGAAUCCCCCGGGAUGGCACCACGGGCCGAAUCACGACAGAAGCACAUAGAAAUUUCUCCUCGUGCCAAGGAGCUCUCAGCUUUUCUAGUUGUUCUCAUCACCACGGGCCCAAAGUACACAGAGCGUCGCAGUAUUAUCCGAAGCACCUGGCUGACUAAACAUGACCCUGAUGUUCUCUACUGGUUCGUCAUCGGCACCGAGGGUCUACCGGCUGAGGACCUGAAGAACCUCGGAACCGAGCAGGUCCGUCACCAUGACCUCCUCCUGCUCCCUGACCUCCGGGACUCGUACGAGAACCUCACGCAGAAGCUGCUUCACAUGUACUCCUGGUUGGACCGAAACGUGGACUUUAAAUUUGUCCUGAAGGCUGAUGAUGAUACUUUUGCACGCUUGGAUCUUCUCAAAGAGGAAUUGAAGACUAAAGAGCCCACCCGUCUUUACUGGGGUUUCUUUUCUGGUCGUGGAAGAGUGAAAGCAGCCGGGAAGUGGAAGGAAAGCGAUUGGGAACUGUGCGAUUACUACUUACCCUACGCUUUGGGUGGGGGUUAUGUGCUUUCUUCUGAUCUUGUGCACUACGUAGGACUUAACGUGGGGUUUCUGAAGACGUGGCAGAGCGAGGACGUGUCAUUGGGGGCGUGGCUUGCCCCCGUGGACGUGAAACGGCUUCACGACCCACGCUUCGACACUGAGUAUAAGUCGCGCGGAUGCAGCAAUAAGUAUCUGGUCACUCACAAGCAGAGUUUAGAGGACAUGUUGGAGAAACAUCAGAUGCUGCAGAGGGACGGGCGUCUGUGCAAGGAAGAAGUCAAACUGAGGCUCUCUUACAUUUACGACUGGAGUGUCCCACCUUCUCAGUGUUGCCAGCGCAAAGAUGGCAUCCCAUGACCGCCUCCAUCUCGUGCAUUUUCAGUCGCUAUUUAUUUAUUUAUUAUCAAUGUUGUGUUUGUUGACCUGCGAUAUUUGAACCUUUUAAAAGGCUGUUUUAACUUGGAUACAAUGUUGCAGAAUGGUACAGAAAAGCUGCUUUUUAUGGCUGCCUAAAGAGUCAGUUUAUUGUUGUACAGAAAGUAAGAUUCUAGGGAAAGUGGUCUUCGUGAUUACAAUUUUUUCACAAAAUUUUUCUUUUGUGUCCAUCAUCUUUUUUGUGUCCAUUAUCGUUUUUUGUGUCUAUUAUUUCAUUGUACUUUGAUGAUUUCAGAUGUCUCAGUAGUACUUUUGCAUCAAUAAGAAAUGUGUAUCCAAAAGGAAGGGGACACAUACUCACACAAGCUGUUUAUUUAUAGGAUUGCCAAAAAGGGAAAUUUCAUGAAGGCAAGUUUACAAACCUGAGAUGGUAAACUGAAGACUGAUAACAUUUACAUGUCCAUGAGUCUUUAUCACAGUGUUUCAUGUAUUGUACAUGUUUUUGUGACUGAAUUGAAAUUAUGAACCUCAAAAUGUUAUUAAAUGUUCCUUUUAUGUUGUUUCUACACUA